Diabrotica virgifera virgifera (western corn rootworm) is the source of this 1544-nucleotide messenger RNA. It is a transcript of the gene Rtc1, whose product is annotated as probable RNA 3'-terminal phosphate cyclase-like protein. Lineage: Eukaryota; Metazoa; Arthropoda; Insecta; Coleoptera; Chrysomelidae. The record is from RefSeq and is a predicted model, not a curated record. Gene Ontology annotation, molecular function: RNA endonuclease activity. Gene Ontology annotation, biological process: ribosome biogenesis; endonucleolytic cleavage of tricistronic rRNA transcript (SSU-rRNA, 5.8S rRNA, LSU-rRNA). Gene Ontology annotation, cellular component: nucleolus. The transcript is spliced from 3 exons. Bases 389 to 1522 code for a protein of 377 amino acids.
UUGUGUUAGUAGACAGAUGUAAGAUUAACUAACACAGUAAAAUACAUUAACAGUGAUAUUGAAAUAGGACUUAAGCAUUAUACCAAAUUAUACUGUGAUCUAUGAUCUACGAAUAGAAAAUCAUUCAAAAUUCCAUUUAUUUAUGUUUAUGUAGGUAUUUGCUUUUAUUUUUGACAAUCAACAAAACCUAACAAUAACUGUCAAUAACAUAAACCAAUCAACAAAUAAUUAAGUCUGUCAUACCACGAUACCAGACAGUAGGUUAUUUGUGUUUAAUAGUAAAAAAAAAGAAGAAGAGAUUAACCUAAAACUGAUUCCAUGCUGGUAAAAAACAACAAAUUUUCUUUAAAAUCUUCAAAUAAACAAAAAGUUUCUAAAUUAAUUUAGUAUGCCUAUUAAAAAAGGCAACACGCUGCUUUAUAAGGGCAGCAACUACUUAAGACAAAGAUUAAUUCUCUCAGUUUUAAGUGGAAAACCUGUUCAAAUAUCUGAAAUACGAAUACAAGAAGAUGAACCAGGCUUAAGAGAGUUCGAAGUUAGUUUAAUAAGAUUAUUAGAUAAAGUUACAAAUGGUACAGUCAUCGAAUUAAAUGAAACAGGAACAUCAUUAUAUUUUCAACCUGGUCUGCUUUAUGGAGGUGAAAUAGAGCAUGACUGUUGUACAGAUAGAGCUAUAGGAUACUACUUAGAAGCUUUGGUGAUGUUUGGUAUAUUUUGUAAACAACCUGUAAAAGCCAAACUAAAAGGAGUUACAGCCAAUAAUAUAGAUCCCUCAGUAGACCUCAUAAAAACGUCUAUGAUUCAAACAUUGAAAAGAUUCGUAUUGGAUGAUGACGAUUUAGACCUGAAAAUUUCCAAGAGGGGCUCGAGGCCACUGGGGGGAGGUGAAGUAACAUUCAGAUGCCCAGUUCGAAAACAGACGAGGCCUGUUCAAUUGUUGAAGAAUGGAAUGGUUAAAAGGAUAAGAGGUACAGCCUAUGCCUUAAGAGUGUCUCCUGCUAUAGCUAACAGAAUGGUAGAUAAAGCGAAGGGUGUUCUCUUAAAUUUUAUUCCAGAUGUUUAUAUAAAUACAGAUCAAUGUAGGGGGAAGCAAUCUGGAAAUAGUCCUGGAUUUGGAAUACAUUUAGUUGCUGAAACAACUGAGGGAGUUCAUUAUUCAGCAGAACAGGUUUCCAAUGUUGUAGCAAAUAAUGAAGAUCCUUCCGUACCAGAAGACCUAGGAAUAGCUGCAGCGCAGCGAUUAUUAUACGAGAUAUAUCUGGGCGGCGUGGUAGAUUCUACGUCUCAGUCAUUAGCUAUUUUAUGUAUGGCAUUGGGAGAUAAAGACGUCUCUAAACUAGUAACCGGUCCUUUAUCCGAGUAUUCAAUAUGGUUUUUGAGACAUUUGAAAGACUUUUUUGGAGUUACCUUUAAAUUAGAACCGUUCGAAGAAGACGAAUCUAGUAGUGGCCAGGGAUCAUCAAAAGUGUUACUUACUAGUAUAGGAAUUGGGUAUACGAAUAUAAGCAAAAGAACUAUGUAAUAUAAUAAUGUUUGUUUUUAAA